Messenger RNA from Xenopus laevis (African clawed frog), 1601 nucleotides. RefSeq names its product sideroflexin 2 L homeolog (gene sfxn2.L). The transcript is spliced from 13 exons. The coding region runs from base 292 to 1260 and encodes 322 amino acids. The record is from RefSeq and is a predicted model, not a curated record. NCBI's taxonomy places the organism in Eukaryota, Metazoa, Chordata, Amphibia, Anura, Pipidae.
GCAAACCAAUUGGUGGGCGAAAUAAAAUAGUGCGUCCCGAUUGGCUACAACGAUGCAAGUAGCUAGCGUGGACGGAAAGACUGAGUUGAAUGGCAGUAGCUGGAUUGUAGAGUUGGUGUUGUGCUUCAGCUACGGGUCCCGGUGUCUGUCUAAAGUUAAGGUGACCGUAGUUUCAUACUGUAUUCGGUGCAUGUAUGGCAGAAGACAAGCUGACCAAUAUCAGCAAAAGACUCGGAUAAAGGUCGACUUGUCGAUCGACCAAGUUGAAUACAGGUAAAGAAAAGGACCACUAUGGCAAUGGAGAUCGCUAAAUUCGACAUUGAUUCUCCCCGAUGGGACCAAAGUACAUUUGUGGGGAGGUUGAAGCACUUCUUUAAUAUUACAGAUCCCAGGACAGCUCUUGUGCCAGAACAGGAAUUGGAUAGAGCAAAACAGCUUGUGGAUUCCUGUAGAGCAGGUUCUGUGCCACCAGGAACAAGUGUAGAACAACUGCAUUAUGCCAAGAAGCUUUAUGAUUCUGCUUUUCAUCCGGACACCGGGGACAAAAUGAAUUUGAUUGGAAGAAUGUCUUUCCAAGUCCCUGGCGGAAUGGCCAUUACAGGGUGCAUGCUUCAGUUCUACAGAACUGUGCCGGCGGUGGUGUUUUGGCAGUGGGUCAACCAGUCGUUCAAUGCUUUGGUGAACUAUACAAACAGAAACGCAGCGUCUCCAAUCACUCUCACUCAGAUUGGCGUGGCUUACGUGACUGCCACAAGUACAGCGUUGGCUACAGCUGUAGGACUAAACUUGUACACUAAGAAAGCUCCUCCUUUGAUUGCACGAUGGGUUCCCUUCGCUGCCGUGGCGGCUGCCAAUUGUGUCAACAUUCCUAUGAUGAGACAGCAGGAGAUUCUUAACAGCAUUGCAGUUACUGACGAAAACGAUAAUACAUUGGGACACUCAAGGAAAGCUGCUAUCAAGGGAAUCAGCCAAGUUGUAAUUUCCAGAAUAGCCAUGGCCGCCCCUGGGAUGAUUCUCUUACCGAUCUUGAUGGAAAGGCUGGAGUCUUUUCCCUUUAUGAAAAAAAUACGGUUUCUUCAUGCUCCUCUGCAAGUCAUGCUGGCCGGUGGUUUCUUGCUCUUUAUGGUUCCUGUUGCCUGCUCGUUGUUUCCACAGAGAUGCUCCAUGUCUGUAAGCAGCCUUGAACCAGAACUUCGAGACUCUAUAGUGAGCCAAUAUGGAGACAAAAUCCGCUUUGUUUACUUUAACAAGGGAUUGUAACCAUCCUAUAAACAGGACAGGCAAAACCAAAAAUGUGGCCCUUUGUUUGAUAAAGUGAAAUUGGGGCAGAUUUACUAAAAGGCAAAGUGGUCUAUGCUUGUGAAUAUUCGCCAGAAAUCCAAUCCCCAGGGACAUUGCCAAUUUACUAACAGGAGUAGAGGACAAUUCACUAGCGAAAGAGACCGUCGCUAUCACAGUUUCGCACCCUAUCGCCAGGCAAGUUUUUGCUCAGGUGAGCGAUCAUUACUCCGCAAAUUCACUAAUUGCGAAUUUUACAGAACAUUACCCCUCUCACCAGAGUUUCCUUUGCCAGUUUAGACCUGGCGAACUGAUAAAAUGAA